AUCAGCAAACUAAUUCAAUUGCUUCAUUCUGAAUCCGUUUCUCUCUCUCUCUGUGUACUGUCACAACAAUUUUCAAAAAUGAAUUGAAUUAGCAGACGCUGCAAUCCGAUUGUAUAUACAUGGAGUCCCGUGUAUCACCGGAUUGAAGGAGAUACCGAUAGAGCUUAUCUGAGUCUAUCUGGUGGAGCAGUGAUGGAGUUAUUUUCUACUUUGAAUCUCAAUGUUCAGAGACCAUGCGCAAUAAUAUCAUUUUUGAUUUCAGUGCUACUCUUGCUAAUGAGUAGUAAAGGAAUACUCUCAGCUUCUGAUUACUUAGUUGGGCUUGGAAGCUAUGACAUUACUGGACCCGCAGCUGAUGUUAAUAUGAUGGGAUAUGCUAACAUGGAGCAGACCACUUCUGGUGUUCAUUUCAGGUUGCGAGCACGAGCAUUUAUUGUUGCGGAGCCACAGGGAAACCGUAUAGUGUUUGUAAAUAUCGAUGCUUGCAUGGCCUCACAACUCGUGACAGUUAAAGUGCUCGAGAGGUUAAAUGCGAGGUAUGGGAACCUAUAUACUGAAAAGAAUGUUGCUAUUAGUGGUAUUCACACCCAUGCUGGCCCUGGGGGUUAUCUACAAUAUGUUUUGUAUAUUAUAACAUCUCUUGGAUUCGUACGCCAGUCAUUUGAUGUUAUUGUUGAUGGCAUAGAGCAAAGCAUCAUACAAGCUCAUAAUAAUCUGCAGCCAGGAUCAAUUUUUGUGAAUAAAGGAGAGCUUUUAGAUGCUGGUGUGAACCGCAGUCCUAGUGCUUAUAUGAAUAAUCCUGCAGCUGAACGUGAUAAAUAUAUGUAUGAUGUUGAUAAGGAGAUGACCCUUUUGAAGUUUGUGGAUGAUGAAUGGGGUCCAAUUGGUAGCUUUAACUGGUUUGCCACUCAUGGAACUUCUAUGAGUCGUACAAACUCGUUGAUAAGUGGGGACAACAAAGGGGCUGCUGCACGAUUUAUGGAAGACUGGUUUGAUCAGAAUAGUGUUGAAGAUGUAUAUUCUGAUAAAUCUGAAGCGAAUGAAAUCCCUCGAAGAGUCUCAAACAUAAUUUCUGUCGUCCAUGAAAAUCACCACAAGUUCCUGGAGGUUGCUGCCUCUUUCCAAUCUUCUUCCGGUAAACCAUCAAGUAGGCUUUCAAGUGUUGCAAGACGUGUCAGGAGUGCUCUCAGGUCGCCUGAUAAGCCUAGAUUUGUUUCAGCGUUUUGUCAAUCAAACUGCGGUGAUGUUAGCCCAAAUGUUCUUGGUGCAUUCUGCAUUGAUACCGAGCUACCUUGUGACUCUAAUCACAGUACUUGUUGUGGAAAGAAUGAGUUAUGCUAUGGUCGAGGACCGGGUUACCCAGAUGAAUUUGAGAGUACACGUAUCAUUGGAGAUAGGCAAUUCAAAAAGGCUGUGGAUCUUUUCAAUGGAGCAACUGAACAGUUGAAGGGGAAAGUGGACUCGCGUCACACUUACUUGGACUUCUCCAAGCUUGAGGUUGGACUUCCUAUACAGGGAGGAGGUGUUGAGGUGGUUAAAACAUGUCCUGCUGCAAUGGGGUUUGCAUUUGCUGCAGGCACAACCGAUGGACCUGGAGCUUUUGAUUUUCAGCAAGGAGAUGACAAGGGAAAUUUGUUUUGGAGGUUGGUUCGCAACUUUCUUAAAACACCUAAGAAGGAACAAAUUGAUUGUCAACACCCAAAGCCUAUUUUGCUUGAUACUGGUGAAAUGAAGGAGCCGUAUGAUUGGGCGCCUUCAAUACUUCCAAUUCAAAUCCUCCGGAUAGGGCAGCUAGUCAUUCUCAGUGUACCUGGAGAAUUCACAACAAUGGCCGGGAGGCGUCUCCGAGAUGCUGUAAAGACGGUGCUCACAAGUGGAGGACAUGAAGAAUUCAGUGGCAAUGUUCAUGUUGUAAUAGCUGGGUUGACAAACACAUAUUCACAAUACGUGACUACCUUUCAGGAGUACCAGGUGCAAAGAUAUGAGGGUGCCUCCACACUGUUUGGUCCCCACACGCUCACUGCUUACAUUCAGGAGUUCAAGAAGCUGGCAAAGGCUCUGAUCAGAGGCCAAUCUGUUGAACCGGGACCACAACCCCCAGAUCUCCUGGAUAAGCAAAUAAGCUUGCUCACACCAGUUGUUGUGGACAUGACCCCUCAUGGUGUAAACUUCGGGGAUGUCAGCACUAAUAUACCCAAGAACUCCACAUUCAAUAGAGGUGAUAUGGUGACUGUAGUUUUCUGGUCAGCUUGCCCCAGAAAUGACCUCAUGACUGAAGGUACAUUCGCUCUUGUCGAGAUUCUCCAUGGAAAGGACACUUGGGUCCCUGCUUACGAUGAUGAUGAUUUCUGCCUUCGCUUUAAGUGGUCAAGACCUGCUAAAUUCAGUCCCUGGAGUCAGGCAACCAUUGAAUGGAGGAUCCCUGAAUCCACAGCUCCAGGUGUAUACAGAAUAAGCCAUUUUGGUGCCUCCAAAAGUCUUUUGGGAUCGAUUCACCAUUUUACUGGUUUAUCUAACGCGUUUGUGGUAACAUGAGAAAGCUUGUGAUGUUUGUUCAUGUAUUUGCUUCUGAGCAAUUAUUGUGUGUAUAUAUAUAAACUAUACGAGUAGUUAGCUUGUUUGGAAGUUUUGGAUUUGUAGCUUUAACUCAUGCUGCCUGCAAAUAAAUAAUCUCUGCAAUUCAAGUAUGUUGGCUGCAGGUAUCAUUGAAACAUAUUGUGAGUUGUGCGUUGUGAAAUAUAAUAUGGAUAAUUAUCCUA
Cornus florida is the source of this 2759-nucleotide messenger RNA. RefSeq names its product neutral ceramidase 1-like. Gene Ontology annotation, cellular component: extracellular region. The coding region runs from base 193 to 2535 and encodes 780 amino acids. Gene Ontology annotation, molecular function: N-acylsphingosine amidohydrolase activity. NCBI's taxonomy places the organism in Eukaryota, Viridiplantae, Streptophyta, Magnoliopsida, Cornales, Cornaceae. The transcript is spliced from 10 exons. The record is from RefSeq and is a predicted model, not a curated record. Gene Ontology annotation, biological process: sphingosine biosynthetic process; ceramide catabolic process; long-chain fatty acid biosynthetic process.